CAAAAAUUCAGUGCCUGGGUCGCGUUUAUGCAGUUCUGAUCUGUGGAAUGAAGAGAUUAUUUUCGUUGGCAGAAUGCUUAUUUCUGAAAGGUAUUGGGGCAGGCAAGAUAGGAAUCAAAGGAAACACUGACUACUGUAGACUUGCCACAGGGAAGGGAAACUGAACUGCAUUAACAAGAUGUUUGAAUCUGGCUGGUGUUCGUGCUUCUGUCUUCUAUUUCUCCUGCUGUUUUCCAAAUCACAAGGUGAGGUCAGCGCUCCAUCCCACCUGCAAGCCAUCGCUGGGCAGCCCUUCAUGAUUGGCUGCAACAUCACAAUAGGCCCAGGGCAGUCGUUGUCACAGGUGCGCUGGAUGGAUGCCCGCGAUGUCACCAUCCUUUCGUACCUUGCGGACGAGCCGAGCAGGGUGACUGGGUCCAAUCGGGUGGAGCUGGCCACUUUCCACAGCCAUACCAGUGCCAUCAAAAUCAAGAGAGCCGGACCUCAGGACGAUGGCUGCUACCGGUGCAUAUUCGACGUCUACCCCACUGGGCAGCAAGAGGGGAGAACCUGCCUCACAGUCUUGGCAAAGGUGACCCUUGAUGGGAACAAGACGGUCGUGAGCGGGAAGCACACCACCCUCACCUGUAGCUACGCCCUGUCCGAGCGUGUUCAGCAGGUGCUGUGGACGAAGACGGCGGAGCAGGGAGACACGGCCACCGUGGCAUCCUACGCCAAGCAGGACCGCGUGAUCGUGGAGGAGCCCUUCCAAGGCCACGUCACGCUGAGCAGCACGCUGGGCCGCACCCAGCUGUUCCUGCGGCCCGUCACCACGGAGGACGAGGGCUGCUACACCUGUCAGUUCCACACCUACCCUGAAGGCACACGGAGCGCCACCGCUUGCCUCACGGUGUACGUUCUCCCUAAGCCUGAGGUGAUCCAUGUGACUGUGUCGCCGGGCGUCGUGGAAGUGAACUGCACCGCGGUGUCCCGACCCGCCUCCAGGAUCUCGUGGAACGUGGAGGGGGACAACCGCACGAUGGGCCCCUCCGUCUCCUCGUACUUCGAGCAAGGAGACGGCACCACGCUCGUAGUCAGCUCCGUCCUCGUCCAGGAGCGUCUCAUGGUGGACAAGACCAUCAAGUGCCUGGUUCACCACCAAGGCCUCCCAUCUGCGCUCACUGUGCCUGUGAAUAAGAUCAGACGCACACAUAUUAUCCUCAUCGUCAUGAUGUCUGUGGCCGUGGCGCUUCUGCUGUGCCUGUGUGUCUGCGUGAGCAAGUGUUCCCCGUGCUGACGCCCUUAAUAGAAAACCCUUUGCCAGGAAUAUAGAUGCUGCUAUUAUUGAUGGUGAACCGUAUUGCCAGCCCAAGCAUGAACAGCCUGACUAGAUACCUCAGGGCCAUCUUGCAAGACACCUGAACUGACCGCACUUGUUCACUUUGACCACAUCAACACACCGCUUUCAGCAUCACUAACACCUAUCUGACCUGAUCUUCAGAACUGGACUACGCUAGUAUGACCAUUAGAUCAUGGGGCCUGAUGCUUUGUAAAUAUUUGUGGGAAAAAGUAAGCUACUUGUGGAAAAUGUGUGGGGGAAAAAUGCGCUCCCAGUUUUUAUUUUUGCUGAUGUGGUAGACUCGAUAUUUGUUAUUAGCCUACCAUUAUUCAUACAAACUUGGCAGGAGGAUCUCUUCAUUAGCCCAUAGACAUGAGUCAUGGAACUAGAGAAAGAGAUAGUGGGUCAGACGUUUGCACAUAUUUGCACACACACAGACACACACACACACACACACACACACACACACACACACACACACACACACACACACACACACACACACACACACACACACACAGGCAUGCACACAGGCAUGCACACCUACAGAUCUUCUUUUUUCAUUGUUGUAUUGUUCUGUACAUGUCCACUAGAGGGAAGUAUUGCUCUGUAUAUAAGAAUUAACAAUCCACGAUCCCAUGCUAAUAUACUGUAUUGUGAAAGAAAGUGUUGGUAAAGUUGUUCCCUGUAAUGACGCUUUGGAUAUGUAUUGCAUAGCUUUAUUUAUAUACAGCAGAGUAUGGCGUGACAGAGUGUUUACAAGUAGCCCACUAACCAAUGAAAAGGAAGGAGCUAUUGUAUGGCUAUUGUAGUUGUUCAUAUUGUUCAUUUAGAUUCUUCUGUGAUAUAAUGUUGCAAUA
Molecule: messenger RNA, 2178 nt
Organism: Sardina pilchardus (European sardine)
Lineage: Eukaryota; Metazoa; Chordata; Actinopteri; Clupeiformes; Clupeidae
Exons: 8
Coding region: 179-1276 (365 amino acids)
Biological process (GO): negative regulation of neuroinflammatory response; heterotypic cell-cell adhesion
Cellular component (GO): neuronal cell body; cell surface; axon
Molecular function (GO): cell-cell adhesion mediator activity
Source: RefSeq, a predicted model, not a curated record